Messenger RNA from Volvox carteri f. nagariensis, 3923 nucleotides. RefSeq lists its product as uncharacterized. Gene Ontology annotation, cellular component: P-body; exosome (RNase complex). The transcript has 15 exons. Gene Ontology annotation, molecular function: RNA binding; 3'-5'-RNA exonuclease activity. NCBI's taxonomy places the organism in Eukaryota, Viridiplantae, Chlorophyta, Chlorophyceae, Chlamydomonadales, Volvocaceae. The record is from RefSeq and is a predicted model, not a curated record. The coding region runs from base 1 to 3534 and encodes 1177 amino acids. Gene Ontology annotation, biological process: mRNA catabolic process.
AUGACGAGUUCGACAGUCGAUCAGCAAGUACGGAAGAUGGCUCCACUCUAUCCAGAAACCAACUAUCACGCAAGCACCAGGCGACAGACUGACCGGACAACAUUUUCCUCAACACGUACACAUCCGAUGUUUGAAAGCUUGUCGAGGUGGAUGAACUUUGGCAACGACCCCGCGUACCAGGCCGCCCUGGAUGCAGCCACCCGGAGCUCCGUCCUCGCGGCCCCCUCCCAAACACCAACCUUCGCACCUUCACUAUCUCCCCCGCCACCACCACCCACCACCCAACCGCACGAAACAAGCCCCUCCCUGGAGCUAGGCCCUCGCAGCCGAGGAUCUGGCGGUGGUGCGCCCGCGUCCCAGCCGCUUCCCCACGUUACAUCCGGGGCUGGCAGCGGCCAUGCAGCCGGCAGCUCUAUCGGCAUGCAGGCGCGCGGUGACCGCCGGAGCCAGCAGCAGCCGCAGCAGCCACAGCAGCAAGAGCGGCGGCAGCCCCGGGACACAGCCAGCGGUGUGGUCUCCCAGAGAUCAGGGUCGGGAUCUGAGGCUGUGGCGGCUGCGGAGGCUCAGCUGUCCAGGACGCGCUUGGAGGCUGGGAGGACGCGGUCGGGAUCGAGGACGGACGAGGCCGGGGGGGUGAAUCAGACGGGCGCCGGUGGGGCGAGGAAGGAAAGCGGAUGGUUUGGAUCCUACCAUGUGGGUUUGUGGGGUAUGGGGGAGCACCUGUCCCCGGGGGACCUAUCCGCCGGUCUCAAGAGCGGGCGGCUGUUCCGGGGGAGGAUACGGAUCAACCCGGGGAACACAGCGGAGGCCUACGUGACGGUUCCCGGCCUCCCCCACGACCUGCUGGUCCGCGGUGAACUGAGUCGCAAUCGGGCAGUGGAGGGGGACGAGGUGGCGGUGCAGGUGCAGCCGCCCACUGCCUGGUUCGUGAAGAAUAAGGGAAGCCAACAGCAACAACAACAGCAACAGCAACAGAAGCAGCAGGCCGCUGCGGGCACACAGGCCACGGGUCGCGGUUCCAGCGAGGAGGCGCCAUGGCAGUCCUGCACCUCCCCCGACCAGGUCAAGCAGGUCAUGUGCGACUUACUGGCAGCGAGGUCAGAACUUAGGGCGACAGCCAAGGUGGUGGCCGUCUUGGACCCCUCCCCCAAACGCAGCCAGCUGGUGGGGCUGCUGCGCCUGGUGGGCCGGCUGCCAGACACAUCCCUGCCCUCCUGGGACCCCUCCAGGGAUGGUGCAGCCAUGCCGGGGCCCCUCAACGCGGCCGUGGAGGCGGCGCGGGCGGCCGCUCUGCAGCUGCACCUUGUGCCGCUGGACCCCCGCCUGCCGACGUGUCGUGUGGAGGCGGACAAGGUGUAUAACUUGUCACCGGCGUUGCUGGUGGGGCUGCUGAGGGGGGAGCAGACGGCGAGCAGGACUCUGGUCUCCGCCCUGCUGCUCAGCUGGCCGCCCGCCAGCCAGCAGCCCCUGGCCGGUCUGCGCUCCAGUCUGGGCCAGGCGGGGGAGAUAGAGAGCGAGACUGCCGCCAUACUGGAGGGGCAGGGCAUCCGAGCGACGGACUUCGAGCCCCAGGUGUUGGCGUGUCUGCCCCCCCUCCCCUGGAGGAUUGGUGAACGGGAUCUCGCCGGGAGGAGAGACUUCCGCUCCCAGCGUGUGUUCUCCAUCGACCCCCCCACUGCUAAGGAUCUCGAUGACGCUCUGUCCAUUGAGCCGCUGACCGGCGGGGGGCCUGAGGCGGCGGAGGGAGCCGCCUGGCGCGUGGGGGUCCACAUCGCGGACGUCUCCCAUUUCAUUGAGCCGUUCAGCGCUCUGGACGUGGAGGCGGGCCUGCGGUCCACCAGCACGUACCUGGUCCAGCGGGUAGUGCCCAUGUUGCCGCCCUUGCUGUGUGAGCAGCUGUGCCCCCUCAAUCCGGGGGAGGACAGACUGACAUGCAGUGUGGUGUGGGACAUGGACAAGCACGGCAACAUUCUGUCAACGUGGUUUGGUCGCAGCGUCAUUCGCUCCUGCGCCAAGCUGACUUACCCGCUGGUCCAGAAAAUGAUCGAGGGGGAGUUCCACGCGGAGGAUACGGGUGUGCCACUUCACGGGGAGGGAGUGAGCUGGGAGCAGGAAGCCAACCAGCUCGUGGAGGAGUUCAUGGUGUUGGCGAACAUCAGCGUAGCCAAGUUCAUAUCCCAGGUGUUUCCGGAUAGGGCCAUGCUGAGGCGCCACCCUCCCCCAAACGACACCAAGAUGCAGGAGCUUCGGGAGGCGGCCGAGGCGGCCGGAGUGGAGCUGAAUGUGUCGUCAGCCGCAGCCCUGCAGACCACCUUGAAUGCGCUGCGGGCCAGUGCCCCCCCGCCCCCACCGCCGGCAGGAGAGGGGGAGGGGGAGGGGGAGGGGGGGAGAGAGGGCGGUGCGGGGUUGUUGUCUGCCGCCGCUCGCCACCGUCGCAAGGUGGAGCUGCUGGUGAUGUUGGCCACCCGGCCCAUGCAGCUUGCCAAGUACUUCAGCACGGGGAGCUUGGACGAGGCGCAAUGGCUGUGGAGGCACUAUGCCCUGGCUAUCGACCACUACACGCACUUCACCUCCCCCAUUCGCCGCUACCCGGACGUGGUAGUGCACCGGCAGCUGGCGGCGGCGCUGGACGUGACCCAGGGGGGCUUGAGUGUGGAGGAGGCGGCCAGGAAGCACCGCCUGCUGGACCCGGCUCUGACAGACCGUGUGGCGGAGCACUGCAACGAGCGCCGUCUGGCCGCCCGUGACGCCCAGGACGCCUCCCUGCGGCUCUACCUGUGUGUGCUGCUGGCCCGCCAGCCGCGUAUUGUCCUGGGCACCGUCAACGGCCUGGGCGGAAACCUCUUCUUCUCCGCCUACCUCUCCGAGUUCGGGACCGAGGUCACGGUGGUGCUGGGCAAGACGGGUGUGCCGCUUACGGCGGAAUGGAACCAGGGUGCCAAGGUGCUGACGCUGACCCGCGGGUCACAACCGCAGCUGGACGGCGGCGAGCUGCCGCAGGGCGCCGGCGCUCUCGGCCGGAAGCAACGCAGCCAAGGUGGUAGUGGUGCUGGUAGUGGUGGUGGGCGAGGUGGUGGGCGACGGGGUCAGCAGAGCCGGCAGGGCUCUGGUUCAGGUGGUGGUGGUGGUGGUAACGGUGGUGGUGGUAACGGUAGCAAUAGUGAUAGCAGUCUUAGUUUGGUUGAGUGGGUGGAAUCGCUGCCUCCGGUUUGUAACCCGUACGGUUUGCAGCCGGUAUCAGUUCCGCUGCACCUGCGCCAGUUCGACGACGUGCCGCUGCUGGUGACGGCGGAGUUGGUCGCGGGGGAGGCCCCCAGACUGGUGGCACGGAUGUACCUGCGUGAGGCGGAGAGCGCCGUGGAGGAGAGCAGCAGGAGGAGGGGAGCGGAGGAGGAAGAGGCAGCUGCAGCCGGAGCAGCUGCUACAGCCGCGGAGGCGGUGGCGGAGGGGCCAGUGGUGGAGGAGACUGAGGGGGGUAUUGGUACGGCGGUACGGCAGUCCAUGGUGCCCUGGGACAAUAUGCUGAUGGAUUGAAGGGGGCCGUGUGGCUGCCCGCGUUCAGUGUGGGAGGGAUAGACUUGCAGGGAGUUGUGUCUUUGCAGAGCGGUUAGCGCGUCGCAUUCUUCUCUUGCCGUUUCUUUAAUAAGAAGGCCAUAACAGCUCUCAAAGUACCGCAGUACGGCAAGCAGGAGUAGCAGCAGCAGCAGCACAGGUUUUGCCUGAGAUUGUUUUUCGUUGGCGGUUUAAACUGGCAUUUGUAUUAACAAUGGUCACAGCGUGUUGUUGCUCUCUUUGCGCUUACUUCCAUUUCGGACAUGAGAGCAGGGAACAAGGAAUGCGCAAGUUUCAUUGCGCGCAUACCUGUCAUUGCGAUUGACGCUGGUGUGAAUUGUGUACGACUGUAGUACGCUGGCAUGUACGAU